CCUUUUCAACACAGUGUGAGCAAAUACUGAACAUUUAGGAUUGAAACAAAUAGGAUUCAUCGCUGAUUUAUUUGUAUUGGAUUAUAUUAGAUUGUACAGAUGUUCACCUAUUAACUCAGUGUCCAGGUCAGUUGGGUUUCCAUCACACACUUCAAUGUUACAAAUAAUGCUGCAUGUUUCUAUAUGUCUCUGUUCUCUGUGUCUAGUUUCUGGACAGUCUCCUACAUUUGGUCUCAAAGGGGGAAAAGUCUUCUUGAAGCCAGACAUCACUGGACAUCCUGAUGGAAUUCGGUGGAAAUUUAAAGGCAACACAGUGGUAGAGUUUGAAGCCCAAGUGCAACAGGUGUUCAGGCCAUAUCAAAACAGGAUCACUCUCAACUGGGUCACCGCAGAACUCAAUAUCGCUGACCUCAGAUUGGAAGACAGCGGAGACUACGAACUGGAAGUAGAGAUCAAUAACGCGUUGCAUACUUCUUACUAUGCACUGGAGGUCAUGGACAAAGUCAGCAGACCCACCAUUUCCUGUAAGAUGAACGACGGCGGCAGCUUGAACGUAUCCGGAGAGCUGGUUUGCUCUGCAGAGCCUCAACCCUCACUGAAGUUUGAGUGGGGAGCUCGUGGAAACGUGCAGCUCGGCCCACAGCUGCAAAUACCUCUGGGGGAUGAACAUGAUGAUGAAGUGUACAGUUGUAGUGUGAGCAACCAGCUGAGCAAGGAAACAACUACAUUCACUGCAAAGGAUUGUUACCCAGUACCGAUCACCAUUGCAGUCAUCAUUGUUCUUGUGUUGCUCCUCGGGUGUGUGGCCAUACAUUGUUUUAAACGACACAAUAAAGCAUGUUUUGCAGAAGAAGACGAUUUGGAAAAACAAUCCCUAUCUGGAUGUAAAGAAAAUGAAAUGACUAAACAAGAGGAGAUCCCAAAUAAAGGGCUUGUUGAAAGGGUGAAAAAACGUCUUGGAUUGGAAGGUUCAAAUAAGAGGGAAGGACAGAAUGAUGAAAAAAGGAGUCUCGUACACAGAGAAUCAACUCUUCCCUCUAAGCAAAAACUUUUCCAAGGGAAUAAAUAUAGAAGGACUAAUACAUUUCCUGACAAACAAAACGAAGCGACGGAUUUGGACCAUAAAGAGCCAGUGAAGGAGGCAGAAGCUCAGUCGACUCCUCGUGUUGAAGCUCCCCCGGCUGCUCAGGCACUUUCCCCUUUGACCAAAAGCUCUCUGAAUACGGCCCCUAAAGACCCGGCUGGUGGACUAAAGGACGUCGCCAACUCAGGUCAGGUGACCGGAGGCUCUGCCCAGAAUAAAGUUUCAGAAUCCGACUCAUCAGGAGCAGGGAAAAGAAAUGAAUCAGACGACUCUGGUGAAGACAAACCGAUGUCUACGCCGACGGAUUUGGACCAUGAAGAUGAAAUGACUAAACAAGAGGAGAUCCCAAAUAAAGGGCUUGUUGAAAGGGUGAAAAAACGUCUUGGAUUGGAAGGUUCAAAUAAGAGGGAAGGUCAGAAUAAUGUAAAAAGGAGUCACGUACACAGAGAAUCAACUCUUCCCUCUAAGCAAAAACUUUUCCAAGGGAAUAAAUAUAGAAGGACUAAUACAUUUCCUGACAAACAAAACGAAGCGACGGAUUUGGACCAUGAAGAGCCAGUGAAGGAGGCAGAAGCUCAGUCGACUCCUCGUGUUGAAGCUCCCCCGGCUGCUCAGGCACUUUCCCCUUUGACCAAAAGCUCUCUGAAUACGGCCCCUAAAGACCCGGCUGGUGGACUAAAGGACGUCGCCUACUCAGGUCAGGUGACCGGAGACUCUGCCCAGAAUAAAGUUUCAGAAUCCGACUCAUCAGGAGCAGGGAAAAGAAAUGAAUCAGACGACUCUGGUGAAGACAAACCGAUGUCUACGCCGACGGAUUUGGACCAUGAAGAUGAAAUGACUAAACAAGAGGAGAUCCCAAAUAAAGGGCUUGUUGAAAGGCUGAAAAAACGUCUUGGAUUGGAAGGUUCAAAUAAGAGGGAAGGUCAGAAUAAUGUAAAAAGGAGUCACGUACACAGAGAAUCAACUCUUCCCUCUAAGCAAAAACUUUUCCAAGGGAAUAAAUAUAGAAGGACUAAUACAUUUCCUGACAAACAAAACGAAGCGACGGAUUUGGACCAUAAAGGCAAAGAUGAUCAUCAGGGAGGAGAUGCAGAUGCAGUCACGCCCAAAGAGCCUCCACAGGAAAAAGAGCCACUGAUCAACCAAUCAGACCGUGUGGAGGAGAAUGACCCAGAACCUGCUGGUGUGUCAGACCACGCCAGUGAGGACAAGAAGUCUAGUCCUGAAUCUCCUGAACAUCCAGAGCCAUUGAAGGAGGCAGAAGCUCAGUCGACUCCUCGUGUUGAAGCUCCCCCGGCUGCUCAGGCACUUUCCCCUUUGACCGAAAGCUCUCUGAAUACGGCCCCUAAAGACCCGGCUGAACAAAAGGACGUCAUCAACUCAGGUCAGGUGACCGGAGACUCUGCCCAGAAUGAAGUCGGAGGAUCCGAAUCAGGAGAAGGGAAAAGAAAUGAAUCAGAGGACUCUACCGAUCAUAAACAGAGAGGUUCAACGGCAUCCAUAGAGACAGAUGUCCACCUUUCACAAGGAGAAAAUAACACAAGCAAAGAGAGCCAGACGGUAAAUGUCAAACCUGUUUCUGGAGAUGAAGAUGAAAGUACAACAAAUGCAGGAGACCAUGAAGAAACAGACACACAACAGCAUCUGAAUUCAGCAAACUCUGAGCAAACUCAGAGCCCAAGAACCAAACCAGACCACAGCAACACUGAUGCUGGUCCAGUGUCCUCAGACACUAAACCAGCACAACCAGACGAAGAAGAAGAGCACGAGACCUCCACUGACUCACAGGACACGGAGGGGCAGUCAGAUGAAGGCGAGAAAAAAAUUGUUGAAGAUAAAAGUAAAACAAAUGCAGGAGAACAUGAAGAAACAGACACACAACAGCAUCUGAAUUCAGCAAACUCUGAGCAAACUCAGAGCCCAAGAACCAAACCAGACCACAGCAACACUGAUGCUGGUCCAGUGUCCUCAGACACUAAACCAGCACAACCAGACGAAGAAGAAGAGCACGAGACCUCCACUGACUCACAGGACCCGGAGGGGCAGUCAGAUGAAGGCGAGAAAAAAAUUGUUGAAGAUAAAAGUAAAACAAAUGCAGGAGAACAUGAAGAAACAGACACACAACAGCAUCUGAAUUCAGCAAACUCUGAGCAAACUCAGAGCCCAAGAACCAAACCAGACCACAGCAACACUGAUGCUGGUCCAGUGUCCUCAGACACUAAACCAGCACAACCAGACGAAGAAGAAGAGCACGAGACCUCCACUGACUCACAGGACACGGAGGGACAGUCAGAUGAAGGCGAGGACAAAACUGUUGAAGAUAGAAAUGAGGCCUAGUGUGGCUCUAAGGGAGAAAGGCAAUGACAGAUGCAGUGAGGAUAAAGCAGGACAAAAGGAACAUGAAGGUGUGUCGGUGGCUUUUAUGCAACUUGGAGAACAUGGUGAGAUUUACGAAGGAAGCAGAUGGUGAAAGUGAAGCUUUAAAUAAAACAGGGCAAGAAUAAGUCAACUCAACACAAAUGCUGUCAUUGAAACCAGCAAAACAAGAAUUUAAACUAGAAGGCUGAAAACACACACAGAGCAGAGAUCACAUCUUUACACGAAGCCACAGAGAGUCUCAGCUCAGAGUGAGAUGAACCUGAAAGGAAGCGACGAGGACCAGAAACUCCAACAAGAAAAGGAUUGUUUCUACUUUUCCCUCAAGAUUUCUCCAGCUCUUCUUUUUAACUCCUUAGCUUCUUCUAAUAAUAUUGACGUUAUAUGCUGUAGGAGCCAUACAUUGGGUUUGAUUAUUCUUUUGUAUCAUUUCUUCUUUCUUUCUACAUUGUUUGUAUGUGCGCGUGUGGUGUGACGUCAUUUGUAUCUACGACACCGUAAGGGGGUGUGUUGUGUACAUUAGCGUGUGUCUGUUCACCUGUGGGGCUCGGCGGGUUGUUUGGAGCAUGGCUGCAGGGUGAGCAUGGGGAACAAACUUUCUUCACCGUCACUGGAGUAAUUAUUGUCACUAACGUCACUACGAAGUUUUAUGUGCUGUUGAUCCUCUCUUGACUGAUGAAAGGCAUCUAUCAAUGUAAGUGAUUGGCGUGUAUUCUUUCUGCUGGUGAAACGGAGUAAUAAACAUCAGAUGAAAUACUUCA
Messenger RNA from Gasterosteus aculeatus aculeatus (three-spined stickleback), 4221 nucleotides. The record is from RefSeq and is a predicted model, not a curated record. NCBI's taxonomy places the organism in Eukaryota, Metazoa, Chordata, Actinopteri, Perciformes, Gasterosteidae.